This is a messenger RNA of Anopheles darlingi, 4255 nucleotides long. RefSeq names its product RILP-like protein homolog (gene Rilpl). NCBI's taxonomy places the organism in Eukaryota, Metazoa, Arthropoda, Insecta, Diptera, Culicidae. The coding region runs from base 1515 to 4061 and encodes 848 amino acids. Gene Ontology annotation, cellular component: ciliary basal body; cytoplasm. The transcript is spliced from 4 exons. The record is from RefSeq and is a predicted model, not a curated record. Gene Ontology annotation, biological process: cilium assembly.
ACUCCAACCUUUCCUUGUAGCCGAGUUUGACUGAAUUCACCAAGGCGACUAAUGUCUGUACUGUCUAUAGAAAAUGAUUAGAUUCCAAAGGUUUAGGGAAAAUGUGGCGGUGUCUAGCUUAUAGUUGUUCAUAAUUUUUGUUCAACGUAAUUUUGGGAAACUUUUUUCCAUUUACUUUUGUUUUUAUUCACUUUUAACAAUUUUUAUUCAUUUUUUGCGAUUGAUGCUGUUUGUUUAAAUUCCUCUCCAAGUCAAAUCCGUUCUCGGUUGCAGUUAUUUCGAAGCAUUGAUCGUUUUUCAGUAUUCAGAAUAAAACAGGGAGGUUAUAGGAAACGUUUUGUAAGAUAGUAAAAGAGAUUAGCUGUAAUAGGAGGGUUUCCUAUUGACACAGAGCAACCAUUCGGUUCUGUUAACGUCUUACCAGACCCAAUGGUUGAUAUGUGUUAAUAGGAUUGUACCAGAGGUGCAAACUGCAUUGUUGUAAUAUCCUUUGAGGUAUAGUAAUCCUCCGGUUUGUAUUUUUAUCCUGAAUACUGAUAACUCAUGACAUGAAUUAUUAAACUGAAUUAGUGCGUUUCAAACAUAGUAUAAAGUUUACUAUUAGAUGUUUUCUAGUCAAAAAAGUAAACGAAAUUGCAAUAACAGUGAUCAACUAUACAUACUCUAUCAAUCCUAUAGAAUCAACUCAAUUGAUUUUCGAUACAGUUGGAUCGAUUUUACGUCGUCACAAAUAAUGGAAAAAUAUCUAGUAUAACGGGUAAAAAUGAAUGUGUUUAUUAGAAUACCUCUUACCUAGAAUGUUUUGUUAUUCACAUUCGCCACGAAUAUAUGUAGAAUGGAAGGUUGAAAACAAUUUUACACCCCAGCCAUCGAACUGUGUGCAAAUACAUACAUUGUUUAUCGUUUGAAAAUUAGUUAUUAGAAUAUUAAUUUACAUAUCAUGUAGUAAUUGAUGUUGUAAUAAGUGUAAUUGAUUGGUCCGAUACUCUUUGUAAAAGGUUUGUUCAUCUUUUUGUAGCAUGCACCUACAAUUGAACUAAAAUCUUUGUUCAAAGGCGACAAACAAUAAAACAAUCAACAUUCAAUCGUUGCAAAGGAUCGUUAGUUUCAUCUCAUAGAUCAUAGCACCUGAGUUCAUGGGCCGCUUUGCCGGAGGCUAAUUAAAGAUUGAUGAGUAAAAACAUUUAAAUAUCAAGGUCUAUAAGGUUUAACCAACGAGAAGUACAAAUUAGCGGACAUGGGUGCCAUGUUACUGAGCGUGUUGAUCAACUGAUAAGAGUUCCUUCAGCAUUGAACACGGGUUUCCCUUGGAACCAACCGUUUGGAGAAUCUCACCGGCUGCUGAUCGAGCUAAAAAAGAUAAGUGGUUCUCUGUGUUGUGUAGAACCUUUGCGCUGAUAGCGCAAAGCGAUAUGAACCGUCAAGGCCUUCCUCAUACGUCUACACUGCUACGCUUAACGACGGUAACGACUUACGCAAGAAGCUAGUUCGCUAGUGUUAUAUGGUUUUUGAAGAUGUUGCGCCACCCCGCCCGACUAGAAGAAGCAGAAGAGCAGCUGCCUGAAAACGCGCGUCCCGCAGCGUCAUCGGAUCUUGAUGAAAACGAGCACGACGAAUCACCUAUUGAGGGUAAUGACGACGUUGACCAAUCGAAGUCUUGCGGCAGCAAAAACGAGACAAUUAGGCGAAAUGAAGUGCCUCCAAUUUCCCAUGCCGACAAGCGUACUUUACAAAAAUUUAUUGAGGGCGACGAAAUCCUAGAUCAAAAAAAUCCAUUCAAAAGUGAUGAUAAUGGGUGCGACGAGUUUCGGCGUGCAGAGCUAAAUAAUGUACCUAGAACAUCCUCUAUACCGGAUCGCAACGUGAAUGACAAAGAGGAGCAGGAUUUUAUUACAAAGGAGGAAAUUUUGAGACAAUCAAAGUACGUUAAAACAUAUGUUAAGAACCCGGACAAACAGUUAAAUUAUGAUAAAAGUGUUAUCGAACAGAUGGACGCUAUCAGGGCUACUGGGCACGAAGUUAAAGACGUGAUUGUGCUUUCUCCGGCGCGUCCACCUAUUCCGGCACCGCGCAAAAUUAAUAGUCACUGCAUUGAUGAAUGCAAAACAUACACGAAGCAACAUGGCGAGAUGCGAUCAUUAUCUCGAGGCAAAAUUGCCAAUACUCAACAAAACACAACUAAACCGAUUCCACUGAUGCGUCGUGAUUACGGUGACCUGAAAGUGCGAGUAGGUUCGGCUGAUGUAGAGGAAUCGCUGUAUGAUUCGAAUGAAGUCGUCCAAAAUGCAUUGAAAUUCGACAGCCGCUUCCGUACUAUGGAGUUUGGUUCGCAGGAUGAUAUCGAUACGAUUGCCGAGAAAACGGACAACGACGGUACUGACUCGAACACAUCAUUGCAAUCCAACAUAAUUUCACAUGGCAUUUCCACCAUACCCAUGCAAACGGCUCGCUCCAAUCCGAACGAAUCGGACUGUAUAAAAAAGAAGGAAGGCAGUUUUGCAGAAGAGGUGAAGAAAUCCUUUUCCAACACGAUCAAGAGUGCCGAUUUUAGAAAGUAUCUGCAAAGCAGAGGACUUACUCUGGUACCUACUAGACAGAAACAGAAAUAUGACGCCAACUCUAGCGGAACCACAUUAGAAAGAUCUACAACUACUUUAACAAAACAGCGUCAACCCACGAAACUAUCUGUACUCUCUAAGUUUCUUCAGAGCAAUAUAUUUGCACCAAAAACCGCGUAUUCGCCAAUGCUACAGAGAUCAUCUACACCGUUGUUAAAUUCUAACAAGCCCAAAAACUCUAUUAACGGUUGUAGCAACAAAAGCACACAUAUUGAAAGAUCCUAUUCAAUGAGCGCUAAACCAAAGGUUAGUUUUAGGCAGUUUGAGUGUCGUACUACGCAUGAUGCUAAAGAGGACAAUAAUUAUCAGUUUACAACAAUAGAUUUCGGUCGGUCCACACAGCUUCGCACCAGCCUUGCAGGGCAAUCACAUCAGUCAAGUCUCGAUUCAUCGUAUCGCCGGUCAAUGCGGAACGCUGGGGUUCAGGUGAAUCUCGAGAUUAGAAAGAAUACCUCGGAAGGUCCUCCGGCACAUCUAUUAGAAAACUCCACCUCAAGUGACAUACCAGUACGACAGAAAAUUAGCCCCCGAAAGGUUCCACUGCAUCGUCAUGUUUCCCUAGAAAAAUAUUCCAAACUGGAGGAGCACACAACACUGGGGCAAGAUAAUGGCUUGAAGGGCUAUAUUGCUUCAUCUCACACAGUGUUUCCGGUGUAUUCGGAACCUCUCCGUUGCAGUGAUCCUAUCAACUAUCAUAUAUACGAGCAAACUACCGAUAAUUUUAAUCGUGAAAUGCUGUAUGGUCAUAUAGGUUACAUUGGCAGUUCGCAGUUAAAUGGAUGGCAUCCUCAGAACCGCAGAUCGUACAGUAGUAUGCAAGAAGCUCCAACGUACGGUAGACUACGCGCAACAUAUGUUUCUUCACCCGUUUCCUCUCAAUCGACGCCGGUUCGUGGUACUGCCGAAACUCUGGAUCGGCAGCAAAUUCUUCACAAAAUUUAUGAUUUCUAUCGCCGCUCAAUUCGUUCGCACAAACCGCAAAAUUUGAAGGCGAAUGACACUGAAUCUACUUUACGCAAUGGAGUUGGUGCAUCAAGUGGGCACAGAAUUAUAAGAUCAGAAGAACUACGUGAACAACAUUUUCCGAAGAUGGAGGACACCCGUGUGACGCAAGUAAGAAAUCAUCCGUCCAUGUUGGUGAAGAAACAAGUUGACACACCACAUCAAACUCAGUAUGACCGAAACAUAGAAAACAUUUAUUCAUUUGUGAACAAAAAAAUGAACCAACUGCGAAUGCACGAAACUAACCAACAUACAAUUGAAAGUACUGGGAACAUUAGAAAUUUCACAAGAUUGCCCAGACGAGUAAUGGUUACAAAUAGCAGCUACGGUAACGAUAGUAACUGCAGUGUUCCCCCAUUGAAUCAUGGAGUUUGCGAAGCAGAUUACGUUAAUAUUCGAUGCCCUCCAGAUGGUAUCCAGUAUCGAGCUUCGCACUAUUAAAAGCUUUCAGUUGACUAACGGUGAUUUGGCUAGCCGGAACAGUUACCUUCGCAGAAUCGUGAUAUUGAGAGCAAUGCUGUUUUGUAAGAUGAGUUCUGUUGCCAGCUAUGAAUAAAAAAUAUUCUGUAGUGCCGCAUGUAUUAUCAUGUUUGAUCGUUUGACACGACUUUAAUAAACAUCCUUUGCCCGAUUGA